GAAGAAUACCUCAGUGAAAAUUCGUACUGUUUUCGAAGAGCUCCGCGAAAGUCAUUUUCAAUCACUCAGAAAAGAUGAGCACACAAGUGGUGAUCACUUCUUUUGCCCGAACCCCAAUUGGAUCGUUUUUGGGCGGGUUGAAGUCGCUGGAAGCGCACGAGCUGGGCGCAGUGGCAAUGAAGGCUGCCCUGGAGAGGUCAAAGGUCGAGCCGUCUGAAGUGAACGAGGUCAUCGUCGGUCAAUUGCUCACUGCGGGCAAAGGACCCAACACUGGACGCCAAGCUGCUUGUAUCGCCGGCAUCCCGUUCAGUGUGCCCACCUACACGAUCAAUAUGCUCUGCGGAUCUGGAUUAAAGACGGUGAUGCUGGCCUUUCAGGCAAUCAGGAACGGAGAUGCCAAGAUCCUGCUGUGCGGGGGUCAGGAGUCAAUGUCCAGGGCGGAACACACGGCUUACCUACGUCAAGGCAUGAAAAUGGGCCCCUUGUCCCUGCAAGACAGCCUUUUCCAAGAUGCCCUGACUUGUGCCUUCAUCAAGGAAGCCAUGGGGAUCACAGGUGGGCACACUGAACGGGAUGCCGGCGAUACAAGCAGCUUGGCGUCCAGUGUUGGGUCCUUUGCCCGCAGUGAGCAAUUGACCGACGAUGACCUCGUUCACUUCAGAUCACCCAACCCAAAUCCACUCAAUGACAUUUAA
Molecule: messenger RNA, 695 nt
Organism: Notodromas monacha
Lineage: Eukaryota; Metazoa; Arthropoda; Ostracoda; Podocopida; Cyprididae
Source: the annotation of a GenBank genome assembly